CAGGUCAGCGACAAGAAUGGGUUUGCGACAGGAGGGACGAGCACAGUGUGGACUGUGCAGGCAUCCGACGCCGAUCUGUGUUUUGAUCCCUCGCAAAACAUUCUUCCCCCUUGGCCGUACUUCUUCAUGACUCCAAACCCCGGACUUUCGGCCCAGAGCUGUGAGACACUGACACUUCUCCAUAGCACGCCAAACUUCGUCGGUGUCAUUCCCAGCGGUGACUCCUUCAACAUCACUUCCACACCGACGACCGAUUCUGAUGGAACGACUGGCUUCAACUGGACCGUACCGGUCAAGGCUGGGACUGACCUUCUCCUGGUCUCCGGCGAUCAGCAUGAAACUGGUGCUGGUGGUUACGUGGAUUAUAAAGUUGCCUCACCUUCCGAUCCCACCAAUACCGCAUGCUUUUCGUUUAUGCCCUCUGCGACAGCAGGGACUCCUGCAGGUGGUAAUCUGCCUAAAUCGUCGUCGACUUUGGCAACUAGCACUCCUGACAAGUGA
Molecule: messenger RNA, 501 nt
Organism: Stereum hirsutum FP-91666 SS1
Lineage: Eukaryota; Fungi; Basidiomycota; Agaricomycetes; Russulales; Stereaceae
Exons: 2
Source: RefSeq, a predicted model, not a curated record